CUGAGCGCGAGGUUCGUGAUACUGUAUGUCCCUCCUAAAGCAUUCUGUAUGCCUGUGCUCGAGUUGCUGAGUAUAGCGUUCAGUUGCCCCGUGACUUACAGACCUGGCGUGCGCCCGUCGAAGACGAAGAAUGUGAGCGCAUUUGGGAAGUCGCCAGACCCACUUUCUCUGAAGCCGGCAUUUAUCUAUGGCCGUACGACGGGGUCUACUCCAGGGCUGAUCCUCGAGGAGUAAUUCGUUGCAAUGGAUUUGCAUACGUGACCCCAGUACGUGGUGAUGAACGGGCAGCAUAUCUCCAAAAGUUCAACUGCUACAAUGAACUCACACGAGGCGGUACAACUUCGGAUGGAUUGCAUGUUGUCUUACGCGUAGCAGCUAUGGGGAAUGAGGGCCAACAGCAUCUCAAGAUCCUACGCAAGCUUGCUCGCGGCACGAGGAGCCUACUUACGGAGAACCAUGUCGUCCCGCUCUGGAAGGAGGUUCACUUGGACGACAUAACCUUCACUGUUUCACCGUACGUUGCUCACAGCAUGAACGACUGUUACGGUGCAUGGGCGAAGAAUUCUGUCGGGGAUAUUGUUGAUAUGAUUUUACAGUCACUCGAGGCCAUUGUCUUCGUACAUGAACUCGGCAUAGUACACAGGGAUCUGUGCAAAGUGAACUAUGUCGUCCAAUGGCAUCCAGAAUCAUUAUUGACCAUGCGACUUCCUCUCUGUCGCCCCCGCGCUUUUUUGAUCGACUUUGAGACGGCCAUCGAGUUCCCGCCCGAACUCCCCGUUGAGCAGCGCUUGUUGACCGGGCAUCCCAUGAAAGACUACCAACGUCUCCUUCCACCAGAGGUAGCCUCCGGGACGCCAUAUGAUCCGUUCAAAGCCGAUAUUUGGCAGCUCGCCAACAGCUUCUCAGAUUUCAAGACGACGGUCGCAGAAAUCGAUGCAAUACUAGAGCAGAUGCUGGAAGCAGACGUCUCCCGCAGACUGUCUGCGGCAGAGGCUCGGGACCAGCUGGCAGCGGUUGUACAUGGCAUGCCUGCGACUACUCUGCUGAUUCCGCCUUUCGUCUUGCAAUCUUCUGAUGCCUUUUAACGAACAAUUUGGCACAUUUUCCGUGGGCUGCAAUGUAAUGAUAGAUAUUUCGAAAUGUGUGUACUCAAUGUCUCCAUUCGGAUAGCAAUGCUUUCAGUCCAGGUUGCCAAUUCAGGUUGUUCACCAC
This is a messenger RNA of Fomitopsis serialis, 1212 nucleotides long. RefSeq lists its product as uncharacterized. NCBI's taxonomy places the organism in Eukaryota, Fungi, Basidiomycota, Agaricomycetes, Polyporales, Fomitopsidaceae. Gene Ontology annotation, molecular function: protein kinase activity; ATP binding. The coding region runs from base 378 to 1085 and encodes 235 amino acids. The record is from RefSeq and is a predicted model, not a curated record. The transcript has 5 exons. Gene Ontology annotation, biological process: protein phosphorylation.